Molecule: messenger RNA, 596 nt
Organism: Juglans regia (Persian walnut)
Lineage: Eukaryota; Viridiplantae; Streptophyta; Magnoliopsida; Fagales; Juglandaceae
Product: protein RADIALIS-like 3
Exons: 2
Coding region: 121-405 (94 amino acids)
Molecular function (GO): DNA-binding transcription factor activity
Source: RefSeq, a predicted model, not a curated record
CCCAGCAAGGGCUAGCUUCUCCCCAUAAACCUUCCCUGCCUUUGGCUUCCAUCCAAUUUCUUCUUUCAUUCUACCUAUUACUCUGUCCUGCUCUUGAUCUGUAUCUCUCAGCUCAGAAAAAUGGGAUCUAGCCCCCUUUCUUCCCCUAACUCCAAUCUCCAAUGGACUGCCAAGAAAAACAAACUGUUCGAAAAUGCUUUGGCAAUAUAUUGCAAGGAAACACCAGACCGUUGGCACAAUAUAGCAAAAGUGAUUGGAGGGACGACAGAAGAGGAAGUAAAGAGGCGAUAUGAGAUCCUUUUGGAGGACAUCAAGUGCAUUGAGUCAGGGAAAGUGCCCUUUCCUAAUUACAGGAAAAUAGAAGCAAGCAAUAAUGGAUUAAAUGACAUCAGAAAUCAAGAAUAGAGGCUGAAGAACAAAGAUCUCGAAUCAGGAAGUAUUACCAGCAGUAGAGACCAGCUUUUUUCAUCUAGAUAUGAAUGUAGGCAGUAACCAUUGACUGCUAUAUUUUUUUUCUUCUUAUGUAAGCGUUCUUAUGUACUAACUUUACCAAGGAUAUCCAUCAAAUCUAUGCUUGAGUAUUUGUUCUUUCUCGC